Messenger RNA from Pseudopipra pipra, 1801 nucleotides. RefSeq names its product zinc finger protein 501-like. The transcript has a single exon. Gene Ontology annotation, cellular component: nucleus. NCBI's taxonomy places the organism in Eukaryota, Metazoa, Chordata, Aves, Passeriformes, Pipridae. The coding region runs from base 148 to 1368 and encodes 406 amino acids. Gene Ontology annotation, biological process: regulation of gene expression. The record is from RefSeq and is a predicted model, not a curated record.
CCCCCAUCAGGAUUUGUCCUUCCCAAAGCUUGGGCGGAUGGAGGAGGAGGCUGCGAGGAAGAGGAAGAUGCCUUGGGCCCCCCAGGCAGGUGAGGAGGAAGUCAGUGUCCCUUUGGGCGGGUGUUGUGCUGGCUCUGUCAGCCGAGCAUGGCCCCGGCUGCAGGACAACCCCGCUGGCGCCGCCGUCCUGCCGGGGCCGGAGUUGGGGGGAUGUCCUUGACCUUCCCUGUGGGCUGGAGGCAAAUCCCCUCCCUGUCCUUCUUGCUUCCUGCCCCAGGCCCCGAGCUGAGGACGGAGAGCCCGGAGGACAAAUCCCCCCGUGAGACCCUGGUGGGAGAGGCCGUUUUGAAGGGCUCCCCGGCGCAGGAAGGCAGCGGGGAGGAAAAGGGCCGGAGAUCCCCCCGCAGGAGGGGCUCCAAAGCCAUCCCAGGGUGCUCUGAGGAGGAAAGAGCCAGCCUGUGCCGGGAAGGCGGCCGGAGCUUGAGGGGGAGCUCUGACCUGGUGGUCCCUGAGCAGCCUCCCAGCAGGGAGAAGCCCUUCAGAUGCUUGGAAUGUGGGAAGAGCUUCAGGAAGAGCUCCCACCUGAUCCGGCACCAGCACAUUCACACCGGCGAAUGGCCCUACAGGUGUGGAGAAUGUGCGAAGAACUUCAGGGACAGCUCCAGCCUCCUCAGCCACCAGCGCAUCCACACUGGGGAACAGCCCUACAAGUGUGGGGAAUGUGGGAAGAGCUUCAGGCAGAGCUUCCACCUGAUUAGGCACAAGCACAUCCACACCGGGGAACGGCCCUACACGUGUGGGGAAUGUGGGAAGAGCUUUAGUGACAGGUCCAACCUCCUCACCCACCAGCGCAUUCACACUGGGGAGCAGCCUUACAAGUGUUCAGAAUGUGGGAAGAGGUUCAGUGACAACUCCAGCCUCCGCAAACACCAGCACAUCCACACUGGGGAACGGCCCUACACGUGUGGGGAAUGUGGGAAGAGCUUCAGCCAGAGCUCCCACCUCCACACCCACCAGCGCAUCCACACUGGGGAACGGUCCUACAAGUGCUUGGAAUGUGGGAAGAGGUUUCAGACCAGCUCACAUCUCCUCCAGCACCAGCGGACGCACACAGAUGAGAGGCCCUUCCGCUGCAGCGACUGCGGGAAGGGCUUCAACCGGAACUCCACCCUUGUCACCCACCGGCGCAUCCACACCGGAGAGAGGCCCUACAAGUGUGGGGAGUGUGGGAAGAGCUUCGCCCACAGCUCUGCCCUAAUCAGUCACCAGCGCCUCCACACUGGGGAACGGCCUUACAAAUGCUUGGAAUGUGGGAAGAGCUUCACUCAGAGCUCUAAGUUGACCAAACACCAACGGACCCACCAGUAAGGGAAGCCCUGUGAGUGCCCCGACUGCGGGAAGAGCUUCGGCCGUAGAACUGACACACAAAAAAGGUUUCAAAAGGUCUUCACGAUUUUGAGUAUCUGCACUCCAACAUCAAUUUAUUUUUUUGAAUACGUGUAAGUUUAACCUCAGUUUAGUCUGAAAGCCAAAUUCACCACUACCCCAUUCCCUGAUAACCAUGGGCUGAUUCUGACAAGUGAGGCAGAAAUUACCCACUGCCCAGCAAAAACCAGUGGGGCCAGCCAGUGGUCUCUGCCCUGGCAGCCCAGUUUCCCCAGUCUCAUCUCAAAAUGACCAGUUACACUGAAGCAAAGAGCACUGGAACCAGUGCAACAAGCCCCAGUCUGACUUUCACACCUGCCCACGUGUCCUGUUUUCUGCUGCUCUACAGACUUCCUUCUUUAAAAUACAAUGGAAA